ACGUCAACUUCGGUGUCCAAUCUGCACACGCGAUAUGCGUCACUUUGAACCAAUCCCAGUUUAUUUAUACUAACCGUUAAUGUUAGUGAAGUGUACAUCAAAGAAAUCGUUCCGAAAUUAAGGGGCUCACUCGAGAUCUUUCAUUCAACAUUAUCAGUCACAGAAUGCGGCUGCUCAUCGCAUUUUGCAUACUCGGACUCAGCUGGCUUAGCAUAGCUGAAAGUGAAGAGAGUAAAAUAGUCUGCUAUUUUGGAAGUUGGGCGGUUUACCGUACUGGAAAUGGAAAGAUCGAGAUAUCGGAUUUGGACCCGAAGCUCUGCACCCACAUGAUUUACACGUUCGUUGGAAUCACAGAAGCGGGCGAAGUCGAGGUGUUGGAUGCAUGGGCUGAUUUACCCGACAACUGGGGUAGAGCAGGCUUCCAGAAAUUCAACGCCCUGCGGGAGCUUAAUCCAGGAAUGAAAACUCUCGUGGCAAUUGGUGGCUGGAACCAAGGCUCUGACAGGUACUCCAGGGUCGCUGGAAAUUCGGCUCUGCGGUCACACUUUGCCAACAACGCGAUGGAAUUUGUGCUCAAAUACGAAUUCGACGGCCUCGACUUUGACUGGGAAUACCCAAAUCAGCGAGGCGGCACCCCGGCGGAUGUCGAGAACUUCGUUCUCCUCCUGAAGGAACUUCGGGAUCGCUUUGACGAGCACGAUCUUAUCUUGACCGCUGCUGUCGCCGCGACGGAAGACUCCGCCAGCUUGUCGUACAACAUUCCAUCAAUCUCAAAGUACCUCGACUUCAUCAACAUCAUGACCUACGAUUUCCAUGGGUCCUGGGAUCCCGUCACUGGUCACAAUGCUCCUCUCUAUCCAACGACACGAGAUACGACAGCAAUUGCUCGGAGACUUAACGUCAAUGCAUCGGUACAUUACUGGCUCAGUCGGGGCACGCCAGCCGAGAAACUUGUCCUGGGAACAGCUCUUUACGGAAGGACCUUCACUCUUUCGAAUUCCGGGCAAAACUCGCCCGGAUCUGCGGCUUCUGGACCUGGCACAGCAGGUCCGUAUACCGGAGAACGCGGGAUGCUGGGCUACAACGAGAUAUGUGAACAACAGAUGAAGCCCACCUGGACUACGGCUUGGGACGAUCAGCAGCGGGUACCUUAUGCCCACAGUGGUAAUCAAUGGGUCACCUAUGACAACGUUGAAAGCAUCACGGAAAAGGCAAAUUACGCCAAGACGAUGGGGCUCGGGGGCGCCAUGGUUUGGAGCAUUGAAACUGACGAUUUUCGGGGCAUCUGUGGGAGCAAAUAUCCGCUUCUCAACGCCCUGAAUCAGGUGCUUCGUUAGGAUAGUUUCAUGGCUCAGUAUUUUAAGGUCUUCGUAUUAAACUUCCUGUGCCAAGAGUACCAAUGAUUCUAACUAAGAGUACAACUUUUAUGUAUUGACCCUGAGUAGAAUAGGUCCGAGUCUCAACAGUUUAGUGCUAUUCAAUGUAUAAUAUAGGUUACGAUAAAUAAAAAUCACUUUACAGAACAGA
This is a messenger RNA of Diprion similis, 1527 nucleotides long. Its product is annotated as chitotriosidase-1-like. The transcript has 5 exons. Bases 165 to 1337 code for a protein of 390 amino acids. The record is from RefSeq and is a predicted model, not a curated record. Lineage: Eukaryota; Metazoa; Arthropoda; Insecta; Hymenoptera; Diprionidae. Gene Ontology annotation, biological process: carbohydrate metabolic process; chitin catabolic process. Gene Ontology annotation, molecular function: chitinase activity; chitin binding. Gene Ontology annotation, cellular component: extracellular region.